Trypanosoma cruzi is the source of this 819-nucleotide messenger RNA. RefSeq names its product phospholipid-transporting ATPase, putative. Gene Ontology annotation, biological process: phospholipid translocation. The transcript has a single exon. NCBI's taxonomy places the organism in Eukaryota, Euglenozoa, Kinetoplastea, Trypanosomatida, Trypanosomatidae. Gene Ontology annotation, molecular function: ATPase-coupled intramembrane lipid carrier activity. Gene Ontology annotation, cellular component: plasma membrane. The annotation marks the transcript as partial. The record is from RefSeq and is a predicted model, not a curated record.
AUGAAGUUUAAAAUGCCUUCCUGUGUGACUUGCUUUUGGAGGCCUUUUCGUAGACGUUUGGGGUGUAAAGAUACAUCUUCAACGUCUUUUUCUUCCGGAUCUGCAGAAGCGACAGGAAUGGUCUCCGGAGCAGAUCGUGAGGAAAUGGGGGGAAAUUGCAGUACAACCACAAGUGACAGCUCCGUAUCUACUUCAUUUGUGGAGGUAAACCUUUUACGAGAAGACCUUAAUGCAACACGGGAUUAUCCUGACAAUUCUAUUCGCACUGCCAAGUAUACAUGGUUGUCAUGUUUUCCUCUUAGCCUUUUGUAUCAAUUUCAAAAGGUGGCAAAUAUAUACUUUUUGAUUGUGACGUUACUUUCCCUUGUUCCUGGUGCCAGCCCUGUUAAUCCAUUUAGUACAAUUUUGCCGUUAUGUAUUGUACUCGGUGCUGCCAUCAUUAAGGAUCUUUGGGAAGAUGGAAAAAGACGGCAGUCGGACGACUGUGCAAAUAACACACUUGCGUUUGUCUUACGUGGAGAAAAAUUUGUUUCCGUACCAGCCUGCUCUGUUCACGUGGGCGAUGUGAUGCUAUGUAGGCUUGGAGAAGAAGUAUUAGCAGAUGUGGUGAUGCUUAAUUCAUCCCAUCCUGGGGGUGUUGCGUAUAUUGAGACUGUCAAUCUUGACGGUGAAACAAACGCCAAGACACGACGUGCAAAGCCUCAGACAAUUGAAGCACUUGGAACAAUAGAAGACAUUAUUGAAAGUUCUCUCCCGGAUCCUGCAAUUCAGGCAUAUUUUAUGGAACGCGGCACAACGGCAUCGUGGAAUGCGGUUGCA